Molecule: messenger RNA, 1002 nt
Organism: Halteromyces radiatus
Lineage: Eukaryota; Fungi; Mucoromycota; Mucoromycetes; Mucorales; Cunninghamellaceae
Exons: 2
Coding region: 1-1002 (333 amino acids)
Source: RefSeq, a predicted model, not a curated record
AUGUCUGCUCAAUCAUCUGAAUCUGUUUCUUCUGCUCCAUUCGUAAAUGAUGCUUUGGAAAAUCAUAUGGACAUAGAAAUGGAUAGUAUUACUUCUGAUGUUAUGAUUGUCACCUCUGAUGAAAGUGAUAAUAAUCAUAAUAUUAUAAAAUCCUUGAAAGAAGCUAUUGUUGCCUCUGAAAGUACCCUUAUAAGAGUGCUAGAUGAAUAUAAACAAUUGUUAAACAGGGUCGCUGAUGCUAAUGAUUUAGUUCAGAAUGAAAAUUUAUACCAACGAAUCAAAGAUCGUUUGGAAAAUUUAAAUGAACAAUUACGUUCAUAUACAAAUAAAACUGAAAAACCUAUCACGGUGGUGAUUCCUCGCAAUUUGCUAUCCUUGCAGUUCGCUGGUGAUAUGGAUGCUAUUAAGGGCAAAAAUGUCUUCGAAACUAUUGACAAGUUCGUUGACAGAUUUGAAAUGGUGUUACACCAACAUCGUUUAGUGCCUGAUGAUUCAUGGGAAGCUUGUCUUAUCACUUCCUUACAACACUCAACAGAAAGGUGUGAUUGGUUCCAAGAAACAUUGAUGAAUAAACAAUACAAAUGGAACCACGCUAAACACUUGUUGAAGAUGAAAUAUAGCGGUGAUCAAUCGCAGUCUGUAUAUUUGGAAAAACUUUAUGAUAUGAAACCUUCCAAAUGGGAGAAUCCAAUUCGUUUUGUUGAAAAAUUUUAUUCAACAUUCAAAAGUGCUGGGGCACCAGACUCGGUUGCAUUCGGAACGAUGUUGCUGAAGUCAUUAGCAAAACAUCAUGGUGAUUUUGUUAAACAAAUUAAAAGUACAGCAGCAUCAGAUAGGGCUCAUGAUAGAUCUCCUAUCAUUGAUGUCACCUAUAUCAAUAACAUUGCACCUCGUAUGCAUGUUGAUUACGAAGUGGAUGAUCAUAAGAAACAUUCAAACAGAAAUCAUUAUUAUCAAGAAGAUAAGGAAAUCUCAGCUUCUUGUCAUUUAAGAUUGGAUUAG